CGGGAAGUACAAACUAAAGCAGAUACCUAUUCCUGUCCCCUUCCCUCUGGGUAUGACUGCUGCUGGGUAUCUGAGAGGGGCCGCAGCGUGCAGAGUCGAUGCAGUUGAGAUACUGUAUGUAUGCAUUCACUCGGAGAAUGGCAGAUAUGUUGUGGGCUCUUUGCUCUUCGGGCUUUUUUUAGGCUCGGGACCGAGAGCAGCCCUACGAUUGCAUCAGAGCCGUUGUCGAGUACAAAGGGGUUUUGUUUCCUUGUCUCGUGGAUCGGAGCUAAUAAAUCCCCUUUUGAUCUUCACUGUGUAACGUUACUGUGUAGAUCUAGUCUUCUAGGAUCUCGAUUCCUAGCAUGCGAGCAGCUGCAUGAUUAUUACAAGGAGGACAGGAUUAGGGGAUUGAGUGAUGGUCGGUGUCGAAGUGAUAGGGAGAGAGGUAUGCGGUCUUGAUGGAGAGAGGGUAGGGAGGUAUGGCUAUUGCUACCUUACUCAUGUACUGUACAGUACAUCUAGGAAAUCCCGUCAUGGGUGCUGGCUUCAAAUAUGUCCGGUGUAUGGUUGACCGUUGAGGGUAGGUUGGAAAGCUGCUGUGAGUACCCGACAAAUCCUUCCU
Molecule: messenger RNA, 604 nt
Organism: Canariomyces notabilis
Lineage: Eukaryota; Fungi; Ascomycota; Sordariomycetes; Sordariales; Chaetomiaceae
Exons: 1
Coding region: 121-441 (106 amino acids)
Source: RefSeq, a predicted model, not a curated record